This is a messenger RNA of Ostreococcus tauri, 1893 nucleotides long. Its product is annotated as unnamed product. Lineage: Eukaryota; Viridiplantae; Chlorophyta; Mamiellophyceae; Mamiellales; Bathycoccaceae. The transcript has a single exon. The record is from RefSeq and is a predicted model, not a curated record. The coding region runs from base 1 to 1893 and encodes 630 amino acids.
AUGGAUGACGAUGCGACGUGGACGGCGUCGUCGCGACGGACGACGGACGACGACGACGCCGCGGCGAUGCGUCGAUCGAGCUCGCACGGCGACGGUCUCGAUGACGCGUUGAUGCGACGGUACCGACCGAGCGAGGGAUUCUCGGAGACGGAGGAGACGGCUGGGGGGAUGAACGAGGAGUGGUCGACGCACGCGCGCGUGCGCGCGCGGGUCGGGACGCGAUGGCAUCCGGUGGACGCGAUCGGAACCGCGGCGUUGACGAUGGUGUGGGCGGUUGGACCGGCGAUGUUAGCGAUGCGAGGGCUGCGAGUGGUGACGAGCGGGAGGACGAAGGAUGCGCGCAGGUUUAAGCGGCGCGCGGCGCUCGCGGCGUACGUCCUGAGCGAAGUCGCGUGGUACGCCUCGCGACGAGCGGUGAAGCGGAGGUACGACGCGGACGAUAAUAUGACGGCAGACCCUACGAGGGUUGAUUUCGAUCGGUUCCUUCAGCUGCGACACGACGCCGUGCGAGACUUCAAAUCGUUCCUGUACGGGUGGACGAAGAGUUGGACGAACACGUGGGCGGGCGUCUCGCCUUCGUUUUACGACAAGCCAGAGUCGACGACGACGAGUCCGUCGAACUCUAGAGUGUCUACGCCAGGAUUAGAGGUCCCCAGAGCGUCUACGCCGUGUCAUCGCGAUCACGCGAAAGAUUUCCUUCGAUUCGGCUUCCACGACGCGCUGAGCGCCGAGGAGAUUGGCGAGCAAAAGGAGAGAGAGUUGGACCUAUUCAUCGAAGAGAUCGAGGCGCGAUGGAACGUCAAGUUCGACGAUGGCGUUGAAAAGGAAUCGUUUGACUUUAUGUUUCACACAAAAGAAAAACUGGGUGCGCUGCAUCAGCCCUUGAUCUUCACCGCGUGGGUAAACGGCAUCGCCGGCGUCGCGGGAUUAGCGCUGCGGUCCCUGGGAUUUCGAGCGUAUCGAGGCGAUAGCGGAUGUUGGUAUUGGGCAAAUUGCGACGUCGUGAUGGAAGAUUGGAAGCAAAAUCCCUCGAGAACGUUGACGAAAAAGACGCGAUACGGGCGCGGACGCGAGACGAGGGAAGUGUUGUGCGGCGACAUUGCAGAUGAAACAUCGUCGUCCGACGACGCGAAACCGAUAAUAUUUGUGCAUGGUCUGGGCGUGGGAUUAGCACCAUAUCUUCCAAGCAUCGUGCACUUGCUCAAGAGUAAACCCGGUCGGAAAAUUGCGUGCGUGACGCUUCCACAUAUCAGUAUGCGGGCGAGCAAGACGGUGCCAGAGCUCGAUCAAAUGGUGAGCACGGUGAUGGAAAUCACUAAAAAACACGCCCUGCGUUCACCGGCGCUUUAUGGUCACAGUUUCGGCUCGUUUGUCGUCGCGCGUGCGUGCCAAAUGUACUUUGUCAGUUCCGUCGUCCUCGUUGAUCCAGUUGCCGUGUGCUUAUUCCUCCCUCAGACGGUCGGGAUUCUUUAUCAACUGAGUAAGAGUUGGACUGAGUUUAAGAGUCGAGCGAGCGAGGGUGGUCUGAAAGUUCUCGCAGACGCGCAGUUCUGGCGAGAGGGCCGCUGGCUCAUUUAUUUCUUCCUACGAGACUACUUUUUACUUCGAGAGAUUGGCGUUACGACGGCGCUUCGAAGAAAAUUUUGGUGGGCACGAUAUAACAUGUGGGCGGAGGACCUCCCGCCAGACUCGCUCAUCGUUUUGGAAUCGAACGAUUUGCUUAUCGACGCAGAAGCGAUCGCGAGGCACGUACUGCGUCAAUCCCAUGCGCGAAUAAUUUAUCAGGAAGGCUUCAGUCACGGUGAAGCGUACUUUCCUUGGGGAUACGGCUUGCGGGCCGACAUCGCCGAGUUCUUCGAUGGAUUGCCAAAUGUUUCGCAUUCAGCUGUGUAA